Messenger RNA from Daphnia magna, 1612 nucleotides. RefSeq lists its product as uncharacterized. Gene Ontology annotation, biological process: nervous system development. The record is from RefSeq and is a predicted model, not a curated record. Bases 141 to 1160 code for a protein of 339 amino acids. The transcript is spliced from 2 exons. Lineage: Eukaryota; Metazoa; Arthropoda; Branchiopoda; Diplostraca; Daphniidae. Gene Ontology annotation, cellular component: neuron projection; transport vesicle; neuronal cell body.
UGCGACGCAGUACAGGUGGAAGAGAGGACAGAAAGGUUCAAUCCAUACGGGAAAAAAAAAAAAAACCUUUCAGUAAAGGGUGAUGUGUGCAACCUACGUGUAUUUGCCGGGAUAGCUUGCGCCGGCGCCAACCAACAGCGAUGACGUCGUCUAUCUCUAUAAGCGAACAUCAGCCUCCGACGGUUUCACUGUUUCUCCAGCAACAGCACAAUACUCGACGCCAUAUUGAACGCCCCAUUCGAGUUUGGCCGUUCGCGAUGGAGUGUCUUGCAGAAACCGAGGCUGAGACUGAUACAGCGGAAACAACGGAAGAGCAGCCCGGAAAUUCAGAAAGCUUGACCGCAGCCGCCGCUACGUCUCGGCAACCGGUAGCGAACGUCAAAAAAGACUGUUACAUAAAACAAGCGGGUACAAAAAGUGGCCAAAGUACCAAGCAGUCGCUGGACGGAACGAAGAAAAUUGUGGAGGCGGAAACCGCGGGAUGUGCUCCAUUCUUCGGUGUGAAACACUACCUGAACAACUUCUACGGCAUCACAGAUGGCGAUACCGACGCCAAAAUUGUUCGCAUAAUCGAACCGGAGGACGAAGAUGACUACUUUGCCAUCCUGUCUGCCGGAGCUGGGCACAGCAAAAGUGAGGUCGAAUGUUGGCACGUUCACCGUCGCUGCUUUGCGUGGUCAUUCAGCGUUGGAUCGUUGAUUGUUCUGCUGGGUGUGACGUGUCUUCUGCUGGGUUUCCUGCUUCCCCGUCACUCAGUCCUCGUUAGUCAAAUGGAGGACAAUGAUGUGAAGAUGUGGAUGUCAGCCCAUUCAAGCAAUAGCGAACCGUCUAUUUCAUCAUUUAACAUCCUCGACCGUCAGGCUAUGGAGCAUAACAACGUGCUGGACACGCUAAAAAUGGGCGGCGGGAUAGCUACGUGCUUCGGCUGCUUUUUGCUCCUCCUGACUCUCAUUUUCCCACCCGGCAGCCAUCCGUCAAAAUGGGCAGAAGAAGGAGAGACGUCACAAAUCAGUCAGAUCAAUCAAGCUCUUAAGAAUUGUUUACUUUCAGUUCAUUCCAAGAAUCAUCCGACUUUCUUCUAUUCCGGACUGGUCGCCUCGACCACCAAUGAAAAAAUACCAGUUUUCCAGCAGCUUCAGCCCGUUCAACCCAAGGAUUAAGUAUGUUACAUUAUUUUAGAAAAACAAAAAAUGCAGUAACGAUUAACGUUACGACAAAGCGCACGUAACACUGCACAAGAAAAUUUCUCUUUUGAUUUUCUUGUUAUUGAUCAACGUGUUUUCGUCUAGAUAUCAUCGGGUUAUGAGAGACCGCAUUUGAGUGCGUUUCAUUUCCUAAACGGUUGAUGUCCUGUGUUUUACACAUAUACAGUACAUAAAUAUUACUUAAAGAAAAAUAGACAGUUAUAUAUACCGUACACGUUUGUGAACAUUGACAUAAGCAUCAAGCAUUGUCAGUAGAUAUAAUUUUCAAUACAUAUACAUAACUGAUGUGAAAGCCCAAGCGAACGGAAGAAUCCAAAAUGCCCACAUUGUGUGCUAUCGCUAUGAUAAGAAGUGAUUGAUCAUACUCAGAAAUAUAUUGGCCAUAAUUGGGACGUGUGAAGGAAGAA